AUGGCGGAGUCAAGUUCAGUGGACAGUAUAUUGGAAUUUCUAAGAAGAAAUAAUUUUACAAAAGCUGAGGCUGCAUUGUGCAAUGAACUGUAUAAUAGACCUGAUUUAAAUGGGAUUCUUCAAGAACCCACGCUUGAAGACAAAGCAUCAGAUAGUAAAUUGCAUGAAAAAGCAAAUGGUGGAAAAGUAAUUGAAGAAGACAGAAGGAUGACCAUUUUGCCAACUAGUGGUGAAGGUGCAAAGGAGCCAACAAGUUCUCCAGGUAGUGGGGAGGUUUCUAAGGAGCUUAUUGUGAAGGAGAUAGAGUGUGGAACGGGGAGAACUGGGCCUGAGAGCAAUUGGAAAAGCAAUAGUUAUCAGGAAAAUCAGAGUAAGGUUAGUGAGUCAGUCAAGACAAGAGAUAAGAACUUUACCUUCUCCAAGAGUUCAGAUGAUACUGAUUUGUAUUCGUGGAAGCACAAUCCCGGUGAUGGUCUGGUUCCUUCUUAUCAGAAUGAUGGUGAAAACAACUUUUCUGGCUUUCAGGUUCAUGGAAAUUCUAUGCUGAAUUCAGCUGAGAUUCUCAAUAGCAGCAAGGAUAAUGCAAAAUCUGGGGAAGAUGUUAGUAUUUUUGGUGAUAAGAUCAUGUCUUGGCCUGGGAGUACUGGUAAAGCCAGUGUAGAAUCGAAGCACGAAUGGAGUGACAAGAGUCAGCUUAAGGAAGUUGAUCAACAGCAAAAGCUAAGUGGCACAUGCUCAAAAGACAAACUAGUGGAUAAUCCCUGGUCUAUAAGUGAUGAAUCAUCGCAUCAAUCAUCAGAGCUGUGGAGAAAUUGUUCGGUUAAAACAAUUUUCCCCUUCUCCAAGGGAGAGACAUCAGCGUGUUAUGAUAGUGCUUCUGGUAUUGGUGGUAAAAAGGAGGGAAAAAGAAAAACAGAACUUGACAACAUUAGGACUGUGAUUAAGGAGCAAGUGGAUGACGUGGGAAGAGCUUUGUACUUUGGGAAGACUCAUGGAGGUGAUCCAAAACAUUUCAGUGCAUUGGAUUUUCCACACACAUCUGAGAAUCAGGAGGAAGAGUUACCAAGGUUACCACCAGUGAGACUCAAGUCAGAAGACAAGUCCUUCAAUAUUCACGAGAAGUUCGAAGGUGAACCUGGUCCGAAUAUAACGAACGCUGACAAUGCGUAUGUCAUAGGGUCAUUUCUGGAUGUGCCUAUCGGACAAGAAGUUGGUAAAAAGAUUGGAGGAGGUAAUUGGCUCUCGGUAAGUCAGGGUAUUAUUGCUGAGGAUGCUGCUGAUCUUGUUUCUGGUUUUGCAACCAUUGGUGAUGGAUUGAGUGAAUCCGUUGAAUAUCCAAAUGAGUACUGGGACUCUGAUGAAUACGAAGACGAUGAUGAUGUUGGCUACAUGCGACAACCUAUUGAAGACGAGGCUUGGUUUUUAGCACAUGAAAUUGAUUACCCAAGUGACAAUGAAAAGGGUACUGGGCAUGGGAGCAUUCCAGACCCUCAUGAGCAGGGUCAAAAUAAGGACGAUGAAGAUGAUCGAUCAUUUGCAGAAGAGGAUUCCUACUUCUCUGGUGAGCAGUAUAUCCAGUCGAAAAACCUUUCUCCAAUUAUACCUUCAGGUGAUCCUGCUGGGCUGUCAAUGACUGGACAUUACAGGAGAAAUGAUGAGAAUGACUUGAUCACCCAAUAUGAUGGACAGUUGAUGGAUGAAGAGGAACUAAAUUUGAUGCGUGCAGAGCCUGUGUGGCAGGGCUUUGUCUCGCAGUCAAAUGAACUCAUCAUGCUAGGGGACGGAAAAGUUCUGAAUGAGUGUGGAAGGCCUCGUCUAGAUGAUAUUUGCAUGGAUGAUGAUCAGCAUGGUUCCGUCAGAUCUAUUGGUGUGGGGAUUAAUGGUGACGCUGCUGAUAUGGGUAGUGAAGUGAGGGAAAGUUUGGUUGGAGGUAGUAGUGAGGGAAACUUUGAGUACUUCCAUGAUCAUCAUAUUAACACUGGUAGGUCUACAAACUCACAGCAUGAUCCAGAUAAUAAUUAUGGUGAACAAAAAGGGAAAAACAUAGUAAGUACACAUAACUUCAAUGAAAAUAUAAUGAGUGAUGAUAGGGGUGCAUUUCCACAAGCAAAAAAUCACGUGGAUGGAAGCUUUUCAUUUCCUCCUCCUAGAGGUGGACAGUUGGUGUCGACAAGCUCGAAUAAAUCUGUGUGGCCAAGCAAGGACAACAAUGCUGUCACUGAUAAAGCCGAUGAUAAUACAGUGUGUAGCAAUGACAUACUUGCUUCAAGGAGGCAAAAAAGCACCCACUCUUCGCCUGCCAAGAGCUCAAGGGACGAAAAUACUGCUACUGUUGUAGGAUCAGUGAAUUCUAGUCCAUCAUCUCUUUCAAAUUAUGGGUAUAUCGAGAGAGAUGAUGUAAAGAGAGAUGAGGAUACCAAAACAUCAAGUGUAAGAGAAGAAGAUCCCGGGCCAUCUUUAGAGGAUGAGGAGGCUGCUGCUGUGCAAGAGCAAGUGAAGCAGAUAAAGGCACAAGAGGAAGAAUUUGAGACCUUCAAUCUGAAGAUUGUCCACAGGAAAAACAGAACUGGCUUUGAGGAGGAUAAAAAUUUCAACGUUGUUUUAAAUUCAGUAAUUGCUGGGCGCUAUCAUGUCACUGAAUAUCUUGGAUCAGCUGCUUUCAGUAAAGCCAUUCAGGCACAUGACCUUCACAUGGGCAUGGAUGUCUGUGUGAAGAUUAUAAAGAACAACAAGGAUUUUUUUGAUCAGAGCCUUGACGAGAUAAAACUUCUUAAGUAUGUGAACAAGCACGAUCCUGCUGACAAGUAUCACAUUCUUAGGUUGUAUGAUUAUUUCUAUUAUCGCGAGCACUUGUUAAUUGUAUGCGAAUUGCUGAAAGCAAACCUAUAUGAGUUCCAAAAGUUUAAUAGAGAAUCUGGAGGGGAGGUCUACUUUACAAUGCCAAGACUGCAGUCGAUUACCAUUCAAUGCUUGGACGCACUUCAAUUCUUACAUAGUCUUGGCCUCAUACAUUGUGAUUUGAAGCCUGAGAAUAUUUUGGUGAAAAGUUACAGUAGAUGUGAAGUGAAGGUCAUUGAUCUGGGGAGUAGUUGUUUUGAAACAGACCAUCUUUGCUCAUAUGUUCAAUCUAGGUCCUAUCGUGCACCAGAGGUUAUUCUGGGACUUCCAUAUGAUAAAAAGAUUGAUAUCUGGUCACUUGGCUGCAUCUUGGCAGAACUAUGUACUGGCAAUGUACUCUUCCAAAAUGAUUCUUCCGCGACUUUACUUGCUCGAGUUAUUGGAAUCAUAGGCCCCAUUGACCAAGAGAUGCUUGUUAGAGGACGAGAUGCAUACAAAUAUUUCACCAAAAAUCACAUGCUUUAUGAACGGAACCAGGAAACCAACAGACUGGAGUACUUGAUACCGAAAAAGUCAUCCUUGAGGCAUCGGUUGCCAAUGGGAGACCAGGGCUUCAUUGACUUUGUUGCUCAUCUGCUCGAGAUGAACCCCAAGAAGCGCCCUUCUGCUUCAGAUGCUUUGAAACACCCAUGGCUUCAAUACCCUUAUGAGCCAAUAUCAUCUUGA
Fraxinus pennsylvanica is the source of this 3564-nucleotide messenger RNA. The record is from the annotation of a GenBank genome assembly. NCBI's taxonomy places the organism in Eukaryota, Viridiplantae, Streptophyta, Magnoliopsida, Lamiales, Oleaceae.